CUCCGCUAGUACCAUCUUUUUAACACUCUCCUUGAAAAAUCGCGUACAACAACCUUUAUGCGAAUCUGUUUUGCAUUAUCACUUGAAAAUUUAAUUAAGCAUACGAAGAACUAAGUUCUUCAGGAUAAGUUUACUUUGUCAAUAGAGAACAACUUCUGGACUACCUUUCAAUAGUUUACACAUCUACAGAUAGCAGACGGUUGUGUGUUAAAGUUGUUCAAGGGCCAGUUGACAUCAGCUCAGAAGAACAUUGCUGUUUGCAGUCAAUGUGUUCGGAGUAAUGAAUUUGAAGUAAACAGUAUUCCAAUUGGACUGUGAUUUUAAUCAAGGUGUAUUGAAUAAAUACCUGGCCCAAUGGGCAGCGGAGACAGACAGUAUAUAACCCUGACGGGAGGUGCUCCCUGGGGAUUUCGGCUUCAGGGUGGAGGACACUCACCUCUUAAGGUUUCUAAGAUCCGGAAGAAGUCUCAAGCAAAUGACUUAGGCCUUCAAGAGGGAGAUUCACUUAUCAGUAUCAAUGGUAUCUCAACUCGAGGUAAAAGUCACGAGGAGGCCAUGGAACUGAUAGAUUCGGGUGGCACCAGGUUAACCCUUGAACUUAUCAGGAGCAACUUGAACGCACCCGAAGUUGGAAAUACUCCUCUGUCAUUUGGAUCGUAUGUAAAUGGUCACUCAACACCAACUCAGCCGACAUACCCUACGUCUUCCUCAUCUUUUCAGUCGUUUUCGACGGGGGAUACCCAGAAUUCAGUUCAAACUGACAUCUACCGACAACAAGAUGGAGGGCGGGAAACAAACACGUUUGUCAGGCAGGAGCAGACACAGACGUUUGCCCCCAAGCCAUGGAAUUCGACCAUGUACCAAAACCAAAUACCAAAGCCUUUCAGCCCGUCGUCGUCUUUCUCUCCAGCACCUCAAGUACAAGUUUCAGCCAUGUACAGUAAUGCAGAAGUAAAGGAAAAUGUUCCACCACGUCGACUUUCACUUCAAGCAACGUCUAACCGCUCUCCAAGAUAUGGUCCAAGACCAACUUCACCAACAGGCGACAGAAUGCCAACGUUAAACGUUUGGGCACUAAAAGAAAUGCCAAAAUACACAAGACCGGCUCCCAAACCUGUACCUAAACGUGUAGUAGAAGCACCACCAACGUUUCCUAUAGUACCUGUGAAGAAACCAGUUCCUGCUCCAGCGCCGCCACCACCACCGCCACCCCCUCCAGAACCUUCACACGAUCCACAUUUAUUUGCUCCUCCAGUUGAAACAAGCUUGGGCACUCCGAAUCCAAGAUUAACAGACAGUGGGUACUUUGGAUCCCCUUUCACUCACAGACCCCACAAUCUUGCAUUGGAACGUACAUUUAGUUUAGAGAGUGAUAUUUCGAGUACCUCCUCUGCACUUGGACGUAAGAAACUAUAUGGAGAUUCGGCAUUUUACAAUGACCCGGACAAGAAUUUCCCAACGAUUGAGGAACAGAUGAAAUUGUGCAAGGCCAUCGCUCAGUCUCUCACAUCUGCAGCCAAUAAGAAAGCACGAGGUGCAAGGAUGUUUGCCAAGCGACAGAAGAAGGCGUCGAAUUGGGUGCACGAUGAAGUUACCCACGGCAAAGUGUCGUCAAUCGGCGGUAGUGAUGUCGGUAACCUGUUAGAUCUAGAUAGUGAGUUGUCUUUUGAUGAUGGUGGUAGUAAACCACUCUUCUCUUUCCGUGUUCCAGCAGGCUUAAAGAAUCGAGUCAACUCACCCGAGUCUACUCCCAAAAUGAGUUUAAGUAAGGACGAGUUCGAAAGACUUCGACUUAAAUCAUCGAAAAACGAACAUACAAAUGUGUCGCCUAAUCAGUGUUUUGAUUUAGUUGCUAAUUUAAAAUCUGGAAAGGGAAGAGGCGCCAAGUUAUUUGAAAAACGACAGAAAAAAGCCGAGAAGUGGGUCAUCGAUGAAAAUAAUGCCAAAAAACAGACACCUGUGAUUCCACAGAAUAGAUUGGAUUCGAUGCUCAUGUCUCCUCCCAAACCGUACUUAUCACCGUGGGAGGCGGCAUCUAAAGGCGAGGAUGUAAACUCGGCUUUCGAACAUUUAUCUGAAUUUGAAAAACAACAGAGACUGAACCAAAUAUUAGGAUAUAAACCUCCAACUCCCAAGGCGGAGACACCCGCACCACGGUCCCAGCCCAUAAUGCUAACACCAGUUUCACAAACUUCAUUAAAGACCGAUAAUACUCAAUUACUUUUGGAGGGACAAAACUUUAACAGAGUAGCUAAAGGUUGGAGUGGAUUUGGCUCCUCGUCUGCAAAUAAUUCUGUGAAGGUAUCCCAACCAAUGGUAUCUGAACCACCACCGGUAGCACCAAAACCAAGUAAACCGGUUCCACAACGGGAUUAUAAUCCAAAACCUAGGGCUUGGAUGGGAUCACAAGUUGCAGAAGAAGAAAACGAUUCAUCUCCAGAACCAAUGUCCUACUCUCCAUCUCCCGCUGUUUGGUCGCCUGCUGCCUACUCCCCAGCAGAUAGAAACAUGUACACCCCUUCCAGUCAUAGUGCUUAUAGUAGUGGUCAACCAUCCCCUAAUUAUUAUGGACAAAAUGUAAGCAUGUAUAACAAUGGUUAUGCUGCCCAUCCUGUAGAGUUACCAGGCUCAGAUUUGUGAUAUGUAUAUUUGAAGAAAUAAGAAAACAUUCGUAGGAAACCAAGAAAGCGUUAUACACAUACUCCCUCUACCGAAAAAUAUGACAAACUGUUUUCGGGUUUAUUUUGUUCUUUUUUUAAAUGUUUUGAGUGCAAUAUUCAUUUUCCUUGCGUAUUUUGGGUUUGAACCGUCCGAUGUCUAUAUUUGUAUUUAGUUUCUUUUUCAAUUUUUUUAAUUACCUUUUUUCCGAUUUGUAUGUACUGCGUUUGGAGAAUCCCAGCUAGAGUACAUAGAUGUGUGGCAUUCACAUAUUUUUCUUCUCUUCUUUUCAUGAAAUAUGUUUUUAUUGAAAAUAAAUGGUGUUUGCCAGUAUUACAUCUGAACAUCAUAUUAGUAUACUUUUCUCCUACCCGUCUGCGGAUCGUUGCUAUGGUAAUGGUAGUUUAGCAACACACAGCCUGUGUUUUUGUUAUUCUAGAACUUGGCGUGUAUUAGCAUUGAUGAUUUUAUAGGUGCUUACAGGUGUGCAUUAAGUACAGUAGCAAGGUUAUUGGAGAGAACAAUUCAAACUCGCAAGAGAUUUAAAAUGAAUAGCAAAUACUUAUUAAAGCCGUCUUAUUAUUAGAACAAAAAGUACUAUUUCGCAGUAUGUAUAAAUAUGUUAUACCUAUUGGUAUAUGCAAAAAUCUUGGUAUCGCUACCUAUAUCCUUGUUGUAUGCCAAAUAGUCAAGAGUAUAAGCUUACUAGAUAUCGUAUCAUCAGUGAGGCUUCUAGCCUAAUAUGGAAGGACAGGCUAUAGCAUGAUACGUUCAUCUUCAGUGGUGUAAGGUAUACGUCUUUCUCUGUAAACAUAGGUCAUGGUAUAUCUAUAAUAUACUAUUACUUACCAACAGCUUACGUUGUAUAUACAUCAGUAACAGAUAAAUAUAUAUAACCCCAUGUAGACAAUGUAGUAAUGUAAUAACUUAGUAUAAUACCAUGCCAUUUCGAUAACCCCAGUAUACGUGAUAUAACACUUGAAUAAUUAUGGAUUAAUUAGUUAAUUGCUUGCAGUAUUUAGUGAUGAUUAAUGAAUAUCAGAUUGUUAAUUAUGAUGUAUAGACUAUUUAUAUUAUAACCCACAUCUUUAUAAGGAACUCGUUUUUGUUUCGAUUUUUAAAAAAUAAUUCCUCAACGUUUUUCAUAUUCAUAAUCCCAUUUCGAGUCACAAAUGUUUUUGUUUCAGUAUUUAUUGUUUUAUGAAAUAACAAGUAAUAUAAAUAAUAUUUAUGAUAUUAAUAAUAGCAGUUUAUCAGUUGCUAUAAUAAUGGGAAUGUUAUGUAGUUACUUAGAUACAUGAUGAUUAAUAUAGUAAAAUUGAUGCUAUAUGAAUUAUUUUUUCCUCAUGCGGUUGUGUUUUUGGAAGAGUUAUAUACUUUUAAAAAGUAAGGACUCUCUACUUUUUUGUUUGUUGUGAUAUGUUGAGAAGUUGAGUUUAUUUAUUUGUAGAAUAUUGAAUGGUGUGUACAUACCACGUGUAAAUAGAAUAUAAGUAAGCACCUCCUGAUAAUUACUUACCUGUAUAUAAGAUGAAUAAACUAGUUUCUACAACA
Molecule: messenger RNA, 4212 nt
Organism: Patella vulgata (common limpet)
Lineage: Eukaryota; Metazoa; Mollusca; Gastropoda; Patellidae
Product: synaptopodin 2-like protein
Exons: 6
Coding region: 355-2640 (761 amino acids)
Biological process (GO): positive regulation of actin filament bundle assembly
Cellular component (GO): Z disc; actin cytoskeleton; nucleus
Molecular function (GO): actin binding
Source: RefSeq, a predicted model, not a curated record